CGUAAAAGAAACCACUUUGGCUUGUUUAAGCUUGAAAUUUCGCUUGUAAAUUUGUAGUAGAUCUUGGAGGCCACCACUAAAUAUCUUCUGACACCAUGUUACGUUAAGCUGUAUAACGAGUAAACACUAUUUGGGCCUCUAAACGGGUGUUUAAUCUUAGAUAACUACAAACAUGGCGGACUACACAAAGGCACCCAAUUCCCACAGGGAUCCCAUCUCUAACACAGGAAUCCCACUACCGUUACAGCUGUGGAUUUGUAACAUGGUGGAAUUUCCUUUUGUCAUUAGACAAAGCGUGUUCAACCGCAUAGGCCUGAACCAAUCCUACGGUGAAGCUAUGCUAUUGGACUUCUUUCUACGAUCAAAUGGAACGUUAAAAAUUGCAGUAUCACAUAGAUGUAUUUUUUCUAAAAGCCAAUCGAUAGACAAACAAUCAUCUGGGACUAAACGCCAAGUGAAUAUGGAUUACGGCCUUCUAGGACAUAAUCACAAUAUUCUGCGAAUUGUGAGACAAGACUCGAUUACUUGGACCAAAUGCUCGUCAAAUAAUUCUUCUUGUCCUGACAUCCCAGAAGAGCAGAAUAAAGUAGACAACAUUCUGUUGCCGUAUUGUUGUAAGACCGCGUUAAAUCAGAUCUUGAUGCAUACCGUCGAUGCAUUGAAUCAAAUAGGGACCGGGUAUCGUGUGUGCUUUGGCACAUUACUGGGAGCCAUUCGAUCGAAAACUAUAAUCCCGUGGACGCAAGAUGUAGACAUUUGCUUAAAGUCUGAACACUUUACAACACAAACAUUUGAAAAACUAAAGGAGUUAUUAUUGCCAAGUAACUUUUCAUUGGCAUUUCUUGAAAGCAUGCAUCGUGUAGUUCCUCUUAACGCUUUUGUUAAACAUUUAUCCAACCAUUCUCUUGUAACCGAGUCAGACCUGUUUAGUGAGCAAGCUCUUCAGUUCAUGCAAGAAAUGCUUCCAGUUCCUGCCCCUUUGUGGUUACGCUUUACAUAUGCUGACUUAUAUAAAUAUGACAAACUCUUCAAGAACAACGCAAUAAACGUUACUAUAGAUGGCUUAGAAUACUGCUCUGGAGAUAAACCCCAUGAAUUACUGCGUGAAUGGUUUGGUAGUAAGUAUAUGUCGACCGAUGAAAACGAUAGGGCUACUUCUCCUACACUUUAA
Molecule: messenger RNA, 1171 nt
Organism: Actinia tenebrosa (Australian red waratah sea anemone)
Lineage: Eukaryota; Metazoa; Cnidaria; Anthozoa; Actiniaria; Actiniidae
Source: RefSeq, a predicted model, not a curated record